This is a messenger RNA of Tilletiopsis washingtonensis, 1896 nucleotides long. RefSeq names its product DUF1900-domain-containing protein. The transcript has 9 exons. Gene Ontology annotation, molecular function: actin filament binding. Gene Ontology annotation, biological process: actin filament organization. The record is from RefSeq and is a predicted model, not a curated record. NCBI's taxonomy places the organism in Eukaryota, Fungi, Basidiomycota, Exobasidiomycetes, Entylomatales. The coding region runs from base 55 to 1749 and encodes 564 amino acids.
CAUCCACCGACUCUGCCCAUCCAGCCCCAUCGCGCCCUCACGCCCACUCACACCAUGAGCCGCUUCGUACGGCCCUCCAAGUACCGCCACGUGUACGGCACGGCGGCGCGCAAGGAGGACUUCUACGACAACAUCAAGGUGUCGAACAAUGCAUGGGACACCAACCUCGUCGCCGGCAACGGGCGCUUCGUCUCCGUCAAUUGGGCCGCGUCGGGCGGCGGCGCCUUUGCCCUCAUCCCCGUGGCGCGCACGGGCAAGCUGCCCGACAUCUACCCGCUCUGCCGCGGCCACAGCGCCUCGGUGCUCGACACGGCCUUCUCGCCCUUUGACGAUGCCUUUGUCGCCAGUGCCAGCGACGACGGCACCGUGGGCCUCUGGCGCGCCAACGAGGAGGACUGGAGUGUGCUGGAUCUGAGUGAGAAGGAGAGGGAGAAGGCCGGCGGAGUCAAGGAUCUGCAGCCGCUGAGGAAGCUGCAUGGCGGAGGUCGCAAAGUCGGCCAAGUCCUCUUCCACCCCGUCGCCAACCACGUGCUGGCCGCCGCGACGGGCGACCACGUCAUCAAGCUGUACGACGUCGAGGCGGGCGGCGACGGCGCCCAAGUCGAGAUGACGGGCUUCAGCGACUCGAUCCAGUCGCUGGCGUUUGACUGGACGGGCACGACGCUGGUGGCGACGUGCAGAGACCGCAAGCUGCGCACGUUUGACACGCGCAAAGGAGGCAAGGCGGUGCAGGAGGCCGAGAGCCAUGGCGGCAUCAAGGGCGCACGCGUCGCUUGGUGCGGACAGCUGGAUCGCUUCAUCACGACGGGCUUCAGCAAGAUGAGUGACCGGCAACUGUUCCUCUGGGAUUCCACCAACAUCAGCAAGCCGCUCAAGCAAAUUGUCCUGGACUCCUCCUCCGGCGUCAUCAUGCCCUUCUGGUCGGACAACAACAUCUGCUUCCUCGCCGGCAAGGGCGACGGCAACAUCCGCUACUACGAGCUGGAGAAUGACGAGCUGCACUACCUGACGGAGUACAAGAGCACGGAGCCGCAGCGGGGCCUGACGUUUGUGCCGCGGAGGGCGCUCAACGCGGAUGAGAACGAGAUCGCACGCGCGUACAAGGUGACGGGCAACAUGGUGCAGCCGAUCAGCUUCCUCGUGCCGCGACGAGCCGAGAGCUUCCAGAGCGACAUCUUCCCUCCUGCGCCCUCGAGUAAGCCCGCUCUCAGCGCCGCCGAGUUCUUCGCGGGCAAGACGGCCCAGCCCAACCUUGUCAGUCUGGAGGAUGGCAGCGGCGUCAAGAGCAGCGGCGCCGCUCCCUCGGCUGCCUCUGCUGGUGCGCCGCGCAGUGCGCCUGCUCCCGCCUCCGCACCAGCUGCCACGGCCUCCUUCGCCUCUGCGCCGUCGAACAGCACGUCUGCCGCCGCCGCGCCCGCUCCUGCGUCUGCAGCUGCCGCGCCGGCUGCGCAGCCUGCGCCUGCGCCCGCGCCCAAGGCGCCCGAGCCGGCCACGCAGCAGCGCGCCGCCUCGCCGCAGAAGAGCACCUUUGCGGCGCUGCGCGAGAAUGGCCACGCUGCGUCUGCGGCGGCUGCCUCUGCGCCCGCGUCGGCUGCGGCAGCGAGCGGAGCAGGCGACGCAGAGGCGCGCAAGGAGCUCGAGAAGCUCAAGCGCCAGCUGGCGGAGCGCGAUGCGCGGAUCCGGGAGCUCGAGGUGGAGAAUGAGCGGCUGCGGACGAACCAGCAGCGCGUGCGCGAGGCUCUCAUGUGAGAGGGCCUCGCUUCCGCCGACGGACGGACGUCUUCUCGCGCCUAGCAAGCCUGCGUGUCACCCCUCCCUUCCCCCUGAAUCUUGAUCGUCCUGGAGCUGUGCUGCGCGCAGCAGCGGGUGCGAUAUGCGAAUUGGUAUGUGAGAGCA